CAGACUCUGCUGCGAGCCCGUGGAGGACUCAGUAACCUCGGCUGCCACCCAAGCUUCGUAUCGUAUAUGGACAGAUUCCUGGAUACAUAUUUUUAGAAUCGUAAACUUCAUCUUAUUCACUAUACAGUAUGCGGUUUCGGACGCAAAACUGCAAAUGGAUUUUAUAUUCUGAAUGCUUGAAUCAACGCGAGCUCUCUGGAGAACGUGCAUUUUCACAUACAGGAACCUCUCUCUGCUCCGAAGAAGAAGAAGCCUCACCUAGUCCAGGCCUAGCGUCUUCCCCUGCCGUUUUCCGGCUGAGAACCGAAGAUAGCAGAAUCCAGGUCUAGCAUCUUCCCCUGCCGCUUUCCGGCCGAGGACCGAAGAUAGCCUUCGCCUGCCGUGGUACGGGCCCUGUGCAGCAGACAAAUGCCUGACGAGGUCUCACCUGCGGCCACCCGUGUGUGGGCGAGAUCUGGACUGAGAACUAAGACGUAUACUAAGACAGAACGAAGUGUUGUGGCCCACAGAAACCUUCCCAUAUUCAAAAGCUGAUUACAAAAGAACUACUCAAGGGACACAAGGCAACUCUGAGUAUUAUUUCUCUACUAGCUCCCCCUAGUGUCUGGGAGUAAAUGCUUUCAAACACACUGUCGUAAAAACGAACUGUUGCCCCGCCCCCCUGUCGACGCAUCGGAGCAGAGGAACCGGCUAUUUGUAAUUAUGUCUAUCGAGGAAUCAACGUCAACCUCAGCCUCAUCCGAGUACAUUGCUCAGGCCAUUGGUGGUAGGCCUACAACAUCAAGGUCGGUCAGACAGAGAACACCUAGGGUUUCUAGGGGAAGGGGUGCUAGACUGGAUGCUGAAGAAGAGAGGAGACUGCAGGAUCUUCAGGAAAGACGCAUCAGUGAAAUGAAGGAUACACUUCAUUCACUAGACACCUCACAGAAGGACCUGAUCUUAGAGAGAGUGAUAAACAGGUCCCCGGGAGUGAUGUUUGACGUUCUGUCAUUUCUGGAGGUGCCCCUGCGUCCUGACCCAGACCCUGCGGGACUUCACUGGUGUGUCUGUGGAAACUGCCGGGAGAUGAACACAGACCAGGAGAGGAAAUGCUGCCGGCAACACCCACAGCAAUGCAUUAGCAAAAUGGCCUACAUGGACUUUUAUAUUUUAGAUGAGGGUGUGUUGCGGCUGGCCAGGGCAGCCUGGAACGACAUAUUUGCACUAGCUGAUAAUGCUGAACCUGGGAUAGAACAACGGCAGUUUAGACAUGCAGCUUACAGGCAGUUUGUCUUGUGGCAGCAUGGCCGCCUGGGUGUGGGCAACCGAGUGGUAAUACCCAGCUGUUGUGUUUGUAGAAUAAGGGACACUUUCCCUGACCCCAGAGGGCAGUACACCGGAUUCAGGGUGAACCGCCUAUCGUAA
Messenger RNA from Misgurnus anguillicaudatus (oriental weatherfish), 1404 nucleotides. Lineage: Eukaryota; Metazoa; Chordata; Actinopteri; Cypriniformes; Cobitidae. The record is from RefSeq and is a predicted model, not a curated record.